Molecule: messenger RNA, 600 nt
Organism: Symbiodinium necroappetens
Lineage: Eukaryota; Dinophyceae; Suessiales; Symbiodiniaceae
Source: the annotation of a GenBank genome assembly
GUGGCCUUCCGCAACCCGAAGAUCAUCUACAGCUCCAACUGCUUGCGCAACCUCCUUCUCGUUCCGGGCCUCCGACUCAUCGCCGUUUGGCGCGAUCCCGUCGACUGGCUCUGGAGUUCCCUUCACCGGAUCUUCGAGGGCUUCGAGGACGCCGAGGAGGAGAUCGGCAGGGCAUGGUCCAUUUUCGCAGAGUCCACGAAGGGAGAAGACCCGUCGACACUCCAGACACUGCAGGAGCAAGGAGGUGGCAUGCUCGAGCUUAGCACCUGGCGCCUGGGUGUUCCCCUGUCCCUUGGCGCGGCGGCGCCCAGCCGUGUGCUAUGGAAGCUCCACAAAGCCGUGGGUCAGGAGAGGCUUCUGGUUCUUCCAUUCAAAGGGCUCAUUUCAAAGCGGCUGACCUGCUUUGACCAGCUGUUACUCUUCCUGGGACUCCCAGCCUCGGCUGGCGAGCUCCUGCCCGCGAAUGUCCGCCGAAGGCGGACCCGCACUGACCGCCGGGCGGAUGCUGCCUUGAAAAAUGAGACGGCUCGUCUGCAGGAGUUCUUCCGAUCGGAACGAGAGUCAGCCACUCCACUGCUGGCCUGUGCGGCACGAGUUGCA